AAUAAUGGUGAGAUAGAGAGAGAGAGGGUGUGAUGUGAAAUUGAAUUGUGAAGAAGAAGAGAAGAGAGGAAUAGAGAAUAGCGACUGCUUGCUUCUCUCUCUUUUUAUUUUCUUUUGUGUUUGUUUGUUGGUUUGAGAGAUAGAGAAAGAGAUAUGAGUAAUUAACCUGUUCCUCUCCAUAUCCCAUCAUCAUCAUCAUCAUCCAUCUUAGCCUCCAUUUUUAAUUUUUCAUAAUCUCUCUUUUUCCAGAAACAAACACUCAGUAGUACUAGUACACACUAUAACCCACUGCAGAGAAAAUUUUUUAGAAAAGGAGAGAAAGAGAAAGACAGACAGAGAAAGAGAAACAAAUUCAAGAAGCUUUCAAUCAAUACCACAGAAGAGGAAAACGAUGUCUCAGAGCUUUACAUCCUUUCAUAUUCUGCAACUCCAACAGUAAUACUAAAAGGGUGACUUAAUUGAAGAAGAAGAAGAAGAAGAAGAGGUAGGAGAAAGAAAAUGAUGAUGAAGAAGAAGAUCAUCAACAUCAUCAUCAUCAUCAGCUUCAGAUAUGGAAAUAACUACAACAAUCUUCUCAAACUCUAAUUAUCAUCAAAAGCUUCUUCAUCAUCAGCAGCACAACAAUAAAAACAAUAAUUACAAUCACAAUUGUUGUUUGAAUUCUAUGUCCCAAGAUUACCAUCACCACCACCACCACCACCAAGCUCAAGCAGCUGCAACAGGCAUCUUCAGUACACCCAACAACAACACUUUCACUUCAUCAUCCAAUAAUGGUAAUUUCGACAGAUCAUCAUCAUCAGUAGUAGUAGUACCCACGGCUCCAGCCGCCUCACACCAACACCACAUAGCUCAACAGAUCCGAAGAGACAAACUGAGGGUGCAAGCAGCAGCCGGUGGCGGCUACGAGCCGCCGCCAUUGGUCGGCUUAGAUCACGAGGAAGAUGUUGAUGAUGAAUCAGGAACCUUACCAUCCGCUGUUUACGAAUCGGCUGGGAUGUUAUCUGAGAUGUUCAAUUUCCCUCAAGGACCCCACACUACUUCUGCAACUGAAUUGUUGGAACAACAGGCGAUGGCGCCGCCUCCUCCGAGUUACCGGUCGACUCCGAGGCCACCGCAACAACAACAGGUUAGCGAAUGGUACGGUAGUAGUGGAAGACAAGGGAUGAUGAUAGAUAAUAAUAAUAAUCAUCAUCAUCAUAAUUCAAAGUCUAAUCAUCAUCAACAUCAACACCAGAUUUCUGGCAUUAAUGCAGACUCAGCAGCAGCCAUGCAGCUUUUCUUAAUGAAUCCAUCACAGCCAAGAUCUCCAUCUUCUCCUCCUCCUUCAACUGUUGUAUCGAAUUCCAAUUCUACCCUUCACAUGCUUCUCCCCAAUCCUUCAACUACUACUAAUUCUUUAGUUCAAGCAGGAGGAGGAGGGGGAGGAGGGGCUUUUGGUCAAUUCACAUGGAUACCGGACACUAGUAGUUCUCAUGAAGGAGGAGGUGGUGGUGGUGGUCCCACCACACACGAAAUUGGCGGAAUUCCUCAUCAUCAUCACCAUCCACAUCAUCAUCCCCAUCAUCAUCAUCAUCAUCAUCAUCCGGUUGAAGGUCAAGGACUAUCGCUGACGUUAUCAUCGCCGUUAGAUGCAGCUGCCAAAGCAGAAGAGCUUCGAAUGGGAAACACCGCCUUAUUGUAUUACGGCGGAGGAGGUAUUGGUGGUGGGUCUUCUUCUGGACAAGAUCACCAUUAUCCUUACAAUAAGAAUCAUAAUAAUUACGGUAAUGCCCCUGGUGGUGGUAGUGGACUAAUUAACCACCACCAGGUCCACGUCGGAUUCGGUUCUUCAUUGGGUGUGGUCAACGUGUUGAGGAAUUCUAAGUACGUGAAAGCCGCACAAGAGCUUUUGGAAGAGUUUUGCAGUGUGGGUAGGGGUAAUCAUUUUAAGAAGAACAAGUUAUUCGGUUAUAAUAAUAAUAAGAAUAAUAGUACAAACCCUAAUCCCGCCACCAGUAGCGGUGGCGGCGGUGGCGGUGGCGGUUCUUCUUCCUCUUCAAAAGAUCAUGUUAGUGCUCCUCCAUUGUCAGCAGCUGAUAGAAUUGAGCAUCAAAGGAGAAAGGUCAAACUGUUAUCCAUGCUUGAUGAGGUUGACCGAAGAUACAACCACUACUGUGAACAAAUGCAAAUGGUGGUUAACUCAUUCGACUUGGUUAUGGGUUUUGGUGCGGCGGUGCCGUACACUGCCCUAGCUCAAAAGGCAAUGUCUAGGCAUUUUCGAUGUCUUAAAGAUGCUAUAUUAGCUCAGUUGAAACACAGCUGUGAGUUAUUGGGUGAGAAAGAUGGUGGUGGAAGCUCUGGUAUCACUAAAGGAGAAACUCCUAGGCUUAAGAUUCUAGAACAAAGCUUAAGACAGCAAAGAGCUUUUCAAUCAAUUGGGAUGAUGGAACAAGAAGCUUGGAGACCUCAACGAGGUUUGCCUGAACGCUCUGUCAAUAUCUUAAGAGCUUGGCUCUUUGAGCAUUUUCUUCAUCCGUAUCCAAGUGAUGCAGAUAAGCAUCUGUUGGCUCGACAGACUGGUUUAUCAAGGAAUCAGGUUUCAAACUGGUUCAUAAAUGCAAGGGUUAGGUUGUGGAAACCCAUGGUGGAAGAGAUGUACCAACAAGAAGCAAAAGAAGAAGAAACAGUCUCAUCAGAUCAAGAAAUAAGGUCAGAUCAUCAUCACCAUCAACACAACCAUGAUCAUCAGAUGAUCGAUAGUAAUACUAAUAAUAAUAGGAACAAUAAUAUUAUUAUUAAUAACAGCCAAAAUAGUAUGACUAGUGGUCACCACCAUCAAAUGCUCGCACAAACUCCAACGACAACUCUCGCAACGCAAACGACAACAACAGAUAUCAAUGCCAUGGAAAGUGACCCUUCACUCGUUGCAAUCAAUAACAAUAAUAGUAACAACACCAACAACAACAACAGCAGCAACAGCAACAGCAACAGAAAUAUUAUUAUUAAUAAUAAUAAUAAUAAUAUUCAUAGGCAACCCUUCUCGGAAAACCAAGCUGUGAUCAUGCAACAACAACAGGCCUUUCCCACAACGACGUCGUCUGAACUACUUGCGCCACCACUUGUCCAACAGAGUUUCGCCGCCGCAGAAGACACGUGUCGACGUGUCAGCUUAGUUCAUAAUAAUAAUGCAGGUGAUUUUGGGACCACUACUUCUAAUAAUAAUAAUAAUAAUAAUAUGAAUAUUAGUGGGCCUGGGCCUGGGCCCAUGGGUCAUCUCAUUACCUUUGGGACCACUAAUACUACUGCUACUGUUCCUACGGCUGGUGACGUGUCACUCACUCUAGGGCUACGCCAUGCCGGAAACAUGCCUGAGAACAAUACUUCUCCUUUUUCUGUUAGAGACUUUGGAAGCUGAGAUUAUUUUCAUUUUUAUUAUUAUUCACACCAUUAUUAUAUAAUCCCAAAUAUUAAUUUCUCAACAUAUAUAUUAUAUAUGUUAAUUAAUUAGCUUCAAGGGGGAGAAAAGAGAGAGAGGAAAAAAAAAUAGAAUUUUGAAUUUUAAUUUUUUUUUCUUUUCCUUUUUUAACCUUUUCAAUUAUAUUCUGUGAACAACAAAGGAUGAAGAAAAAAAUACGUUACUGAGACGUAGCUUUACUUUUACAUUAGCUAGCUGUAUGGGGAUAUUAUUGUAAUUGUAUAGUAGAUAUUGUUUUUUUCCUUU
Messenger RNA from Cannabis sativa, 3700 nucleotides. RefSeq names its product BEL1-like homeodomain protein 4. Gene Ontology annotation, molecular function: DNA-binding transcription factor activity, RNA polymerase II-specific; RNA polymerase II cis-regulatory region sequence-specific DNA binding. The transcript is spliced from 5 exons. The coding region runs from base 551 to 3394 and encodes 947 amino acids. Gene Ontology annotation, biological process: regulation of transcription by RNA polymerase II. NCBI's taxonomy places the organism in Eukaryota, Viridiplantae, Streptophyta, Magnoliopsida, Rosales, Cannabaceae. The record is from RefSeq and is a predicted model, not a curated record.